AUGACGCUGACACCAGUCAUCAAGCAGAAUCUCGUUCAGAUGAUAAGGACGCCGAAGGUGAGAGACGCGACAGUCAAGGCCGCCGUGGACGAACUUCUGCUAACUGUCUCCAAGAACUGCACCAGCGAGAGGGACCUGAAGAUGACCUUUGUGGCUAAUGCCUUGCG
This is a messenger RNA of Symbiodinium pilosum, 167 nucleotides long. NCBI's taxonomy places the organism in Eukaryota, Dinophyceae, Suessiales, Symbiodiniaceae. The record is from the annotation of a GenBank genome assembly.